CACACACACACACAUUAACAAGAAGAAGGCAGGACAGCAUCUGCCGCAACAUAUGCUUAAGACGUCCGAGCUUAGGACGGGAACAUGAAGGCAACAUCCGUUACUUCUGGCGCGAGUCUCUCUCCAAGGUGCUGGACUGCACAGCUCUCUCUGUAGCUAACUGCUACCUGGAUGAGCUGCUUUUUCUAAGCAGCCACAAUGAGGGGACAGGAAAACCAACCAGCCAGGCCAACAGCAGAUUCAGAUGUGUUUCCUGUGGUGUUUCCAUCAGGCUUCCUGUCUGUGCCGCUCUUCAACCAGAAGAAAAGAAACAGAGUUCCUUUGACAUCUACUCCCUCUUUGAAUGAAUUCUUUUCUCACAGUGAAUACAUGGCAGGCACCAGCUUGGCUACAUCUCACAGUACAACAGGUACUUCUGGAUGUUACCAGACCUCAGGUCCGUCUUCUGGUGCUUCACAAAGGCACCAGUGGAACAAACAGGGUGUCCCACAGUCUACUCAGCCCCAGCAGUAUGACAGCAAUAGACCUGCCCCUGGACCUGCCCCUACAAGGAGAGCCUAUGCACCCAUGCCACAUCCAUACAAAGCUGCAAGCACAAGCCCCAAGACAGGACAAUUUAGCUACCCAGUCAGACAACAGGAUUCCAGCUCCAGUGUUAAUUCCAGACAGAACAAAUAUCAAGCUCCCUCCAGCAGUGAGAGUGCACAAAGCCAGCCAACACCCCAUACUGGGGUCUCUCAGAAGAGUAAGCAAUUAUCUUGCAGACCGCCCAAUCCCACACAUCAAUAUCCCCAGCAGUCUAGACCUCUGCGUCCUCCUGUCCCACCUCUCAGUGGGCCUUCUGCUCAUGCAGUGCAGCCCCAAAACAACUCCUGGAAAUUUAACAACAGCUUUGGGCCUCAGAGGUCCCCCUUUGAGGGAAAAGGGAGCUCAUAUCAACCUCAGACUGCAAGACCAGCUCAAAAACAGGAAACAUGUCCAGUGAAGCCAGCCAUUGAGAACUCACUGAGGAUCCUGACUGCAGUCAUCGAUGGCAUGAGACACUGGAGCCAGUUUAAAGACAAAGUGCCAUAUUUAUUUGAGAUAUUUGCUACUCUAGACUCUGCCGUUACACUGGGUACCCAUGGAGCCAAGACCUUCCUCAUGAGAGAUGGGAAGGAGACAGUGCAGUGUGUCUUCUAUGAAAAUGAGCAGGAACUGCCCCGUCUCAUCCGUGGUCAAGUUCAUCGCUGUGUGGGUAACUACGACCGCAGCAGAGAUGUCCUCAAGUGUGUGUCCGUUAGGCCUGGCCUGCCCUCAGAGCUGAGGAAUGCCCAUGAGGCUGUAAAAGCCUGCGAUGCAGAAAUGAGGGUGCUGGUCAAAUCACUCAGUGAAGUUUGAGCAUGAGUGCAUAUCUUCAGUAUUAUAAGUCUGGUAGGAAGGAAGUUUCCCAGUAUUUGAUGAUGGUCUGUAAGAGCCAAGCAAAAUCCAGUGGUUUUAAUAAGUAUGUUUGAGGUGUUAUUUCAGUUUCUGAAGGGGUGAUGUUGCCAUUUGGCAUAUGCAAGCAAAAUGCACUUGUACUUUAACAGUUGAAUUCACUUGUAUGUUCUGGCAUAGAUGUUUUCGUAUUUAUUUGUGAAACAAUUCUAUAGAGUUAUAUAGAAUUAUAAAGAGUAGUUUCAUUCAACUUCAAUGGAAAGUAAAGCUUCUCUUUUUGUAAGUUCUGAAAUACUUUUAU
Molecule: messenger RNA, 1717 nt
Organism: Lates calcarifer (barramundi perch)
Lineage: Eukaryota; Metazoa; Chordata; Actinopteri; Centropomidae
Product: spermatogenesis-associated protein 22
Exons: 8
Coding region: 199-1380 (393 amino acids)
Biological process (GO): gamete generation; meiotic DNA repair synthesis; regulation of meiotic cell cycle
Source: RefSeq, a predicted model, not a curated record